This is a messenger RNA of Acomys russatus (golden spiny mouse), 4110 nucleotides long. It is a transcript of the gene Sema5b, whose product is annotated as semaphorin 5B. The record is from RefSeq and is a predicted model, not a curated record. Lineage: Eukaryota; Metazoa; Chordata; Mammalia; Rodentia; Muridae. Gene Ontology annotation, biological process: negative regulation of axon extension involved in axon guidance; axon extension; positive regulation of cell migration. The transcript has 22 exons. Bases 571 to 3852 code for a protein of 1093 amino acids. Gene Ontology annotation, molecular function: chemorepellent activity; semaphorin receptor binding.
AGUCUUGCAAAGAGGUGUAAUGGGGAUGCAGGGCGCCCCCUCGCGCUCUGCGGAGCUCCUCGGGGCUGGCGGGUGAAGCGCCAGCAGUUGCAGGUCCUCUCCAUCCCCCUCCUCCUUUUCUCUCUCGCUCCCUCCUGCUCUCCUCUGGCUCCCAACUCCUCCCCCACUGCCUCCCCCUCCCCUUCUGCUCCCUCGUUCUCCUCCUCCCAGCUCUCUCCGGCGCGCGGGGUCUGGAGCUAGUUGGAGCGCGGGGGUUGGUGCUGGAGCCCAGCUCCGCCGAGCCCGGCGGGUCGGCCGCGCAUCCAGCGGCUGUUGGAGCAUCAGGAGCGCAGCGGACCCAACCAGAGUCGGGGACCGCGACCCGGGAUUGCGACCGAGCACUAAGCCCAUAUCCGGAAUCCUUCUUGUUCGGCUGCCCCAUUCCUAGACGGGCCGCCAGCGCUCAGGUUGGUCGCUGUGGUCUGCACCUCCCGAAGCCAACGGCCGCUGGGAACCCAGCACCUGCGCGUGCUGCCGGGAGGUCUUCCCCCUGGCCUGCCUCCAGGAGCUGGGACCGCGGAGGGGCCCACCAUGGUUGUCCCAGGACCCCUGGCUUUCUCACUGUUGCUGCCCAGCCUGACCCUGCUGGUGUCCCACCUCUCCAGCUCCCACGACAUCUCCAGUGAAUUGAGCAGUGAACAGCAGCUGUGCACCCGGAGGGAGCACCCCAUUGUGGCCUUUGAAGAUCUGAAGCCCUGGGUCUCCAACUUCACCUACCCUGAAGUCCGCGAUUUCUCCCAGCUUGCUCUUGACCCCCCCAGGAACCAGCUCAUCGUGGGAGCUAGGAACUACCUCUUCAGGCUCAGCCUUGCCAAUGUUUCCCUCCUUCAGGCUACAGAGUGGGCCUCCAAUGAGGACACACGCCGCUCCUGCCAGAGCAAAGGGAAGACUGAGGAGGAGUGUCAGAACUAUGUGCGAGUCCUGAUUGUUUCCGGCCGGAAGGUGUUCAUGUGUGGCACCAAUGCCUUUUCCCCAGUGUGCUCCAGCAGACAGGUGGGGAACCUCAGCCGGACUAUUGAGAAGAUCAACGGUGUGGCCCGCUGCCCCUAUGACCCACGCCAUAACUCUACAGCCGUCAUCUCCUCCCAGGGAGAACUCUAUGCAGCCACCGUCAUCGACUUCUCAGGUCGGGACCCAGCCAUCUACCGCAGCCUGGGCAGUGGGCCACCACUUCGCACUGCCCAAUAUAACUCCAAAUGGCUCAAUGAGCCAAAUUUCGUGGCCGCCUUUGACAUUGGGCUGUUUGCAUAUUUCUUCCUUCGGGAGAAUGCGGUAGAACAUGACUGCGGGCGCACUGUGUACUCUCGGGUGGCCCGAGUGUGCAAGAACGAUGUAGGGGGCCGCUUCCUGCUGGAGGACACGUGGACCACGUUCAUGAAGGCCCGGCUCAACUGCUCCCGCCCAGGAGAGGUCCCUUUCUACUAUAAUGAGCUGCAGAGUGCCUUCCAUCUGCCGGAGCAGGAUCUCAUCUACGGCGUCUUCACCACUAACGUAAACAGCAUCGCAGCUUCUGCCGUCUGCGCCUUCAACCUCAGUGCCAUCUCCAGGGCUUUCAACGGCCCAUUUCGUUACCAGGAGAACCCCAGGGCUGCCUGGCUUCCUAUUGCCAACCCCAUCCCCAAUUUCCAGUGCGGCACCCUGCCAGAGACUGGCCCCAACGAGAACCUCACGGAGCGCAGCCUGCAGGACGCACAGCGGCUCUUCUUGAUGAGCGAAGCCGUGCAGCCGGUGACCCCAGAGCCUUGUGUCACCCAGGACAGCGUCCGCUUCUCACAUCUAGUGGUGGACCUUGUACAAGCCAAGGACACGCUCUACCACGUACUCUACAUAGGCACGGAGUCCGGCACCAUCCUGAAGGCGCUGUCCACCGCCAGCCGCAGCCUGAGGGGCUGCUACCUGGAGGAGUUGCACGUGCUGCCCCCGGGGCGCCUUGAACCUCUGCGGAGCCUGCGAAUCUUGCACAGUGCGCGUGCGCUCUUCGUGGGAUUGAGCGACCGGGUGCUGCGGGUUCCGCUGGAGAGGUGCUCUGUCUACCGUAGCCAAGGGGCAUGCCUGGGAGCACGGGACCCGUACUGCGGCUGGGAUGGGAAGAGGCAACAUUGCGGCACGCUUGAGGACAGUUCCAACAUGAGCCUGUGGACCCAGAACAUCACAACCUGUCCUGUACGGAACAUGACACGGGAUGGGGGCUUUGGCCCAUGGUCACCAUGGAAACCGUGUGAGCAUUUAGAUGGAGACAACUCGGGUUCUUGCCUGUGCCGGGCCAGAUCCUGUGACUCCCCAAGGCCUCGCUGUGGGGGCCUCGAAUGCCAGGGGCCUGCCACUCAUGUCGCCAAUUGUUCCAGGAAUGGGGCGUGGACCGCCUGGUCAUCGUGGGCACAGUGCAGCACGUCCUGUGGGAUCGGCUUCCAGGUUCGUCAGAGAAGUUGCAGCAACCCGGCGCCCCGCCACGGGGGCCGCAUCUGCGUGGGCAAGAGUCGAGAGGAGAGAUUCUGUAAUGAAAACACGCCUUGCCCAGUGCCAAUCUUCUGGGCUUCCUGGGGCUCUUGGAGCAAGUGCAGCAGCAACUGUGGAGGCGGCGUGCAGUCGCGCCUUCGGUCCUGCGAGAAUGGCAACUCCUGCCCGGGCUGCGGUGUGGAGUUCAAGACGUGCAACCCAGAGGCUUGCCCGGAAGUGCGACGUAACACACCCUGGACGCCCUGGCUGCCUGUGAACGUGACCCAGGGUGGCGCGCGCCAAGAGCAGCGCUUCCGCUUCACCUGCCGAGCGCCUCUGCCAGACCCGCAUGGUCUGCAGUUUGGCAAGAGGAGGACAGAGACCAGGACCUGCCCUGCAGAUGGCACCGGAGCCUGUGACACCGACGCCCUGGUGGAGGAUCUCCUGCGCAGCGGGAGCAUGUCCCCACACUCUCUGAACGGAGGCUGGGCCACCUGGGGCCCAUGGUCAUCCUGCUCCCGGGAUUGCGAACUGGGCUUCCGCGUCCGCAAGAGAACAUGUACCAAUCCGGAGCCCCGCAACGGGGGCAUGCCCUGCGUGGGAGAUGCCGCAGAGUACCAAGACUGCAACCCACAGGCUUGUCCAGUGCGGGGUGCCUGGUCCUGCUGGACUGCAUGGUCCCAGUGCUCAGCAUCCUGCGGUGGUGGCCACUAUCAACGCACCCGUUCCUGCACCAGCCCUGCACCGUCCCCAGGUGAGGACAUCUGUCUCGGACUGCACACGGAGGAGGCACUAUGUGCUACACAGGCCUGCCCAGAAGGUUGGUCACUGUGGUCUGAGUGGGGUGUCUGCACUGAGGAUGGAGCCCAGAGCCGGAGCCGGAGCUGUGAGGAGCUGGUCCCAGGGCCAGGUACCUGCCCUGGUAAUAGCAGCCAGAGCCGGCCCUGUCCCUACGGCGAGAUUCCCGUCAUCCUGCCUGCUUCCAGUGUGGAGGAGACCACUGGCUGUGGAGGGUUCAGUCUCAUCCACCUGGUGGUCACUGGUGUGUCCUGCUUCCUGGGCUCUGGCCUCUUGACCUUGGCCGUGUACCUGUCUUGCCAGCACUGCCAGCGUCAGUCUCAGGAGUCCACGCUUGUCCAUCCUGCCACCCCUAACCACUUGCACUACAAGGGUGGGGGCACUCCCAAGAAUGAGAAGUACACUCCCAUGGAAUUCAAGACACUGAACAAGAAUAACUUGAUCCCUGAUGACAGAGCUAACUUCUACCCAUUGCAGCAGACCAAUGUGUACACAACCACCUACUACCCCAGCCCACUGAACAAGCCCAGCUUCCGGCCCGAGACCUCACCUGGACAGCGCUGUUUCCCCAACAGCUGAUUCCAUCCUCCUGGACCUCGGGCUCCUUGCCUUCCCAAGGCACAGAACAGUGGAAUGGGACAGUAGAGCCACUUUGGUUUUCCCUCUGCACUGGGCCGAGAACUUGCUGCCUGGCCUAUGUGUGUGUGUGGGGUCCCAUCUGGCUUCAGAAAGCUCUGGCUGUCACUGACCAUGGGAGAGAGGGCUGGCUUUAGGCUGGCACAUGGAUGCGGAUCCAGCUCAGCCCAGGCCUCAUGGUCUCCUGUGACCCACCAUCAC